Onychomys torridus (southern grasshopper mouse) is the source of this 2140-nucleotide messenger RNA. Its product is annotated as asialoglycoprotein receptor 1. The transcript is spliced from 9 exons. NCBI's taxonomy places the organism in Eukaryota, Metazoa, Chordata, Mammalia, Rodentia, Cricetidae. The record is from RefSeq and is a predicted model, not a curated record. Gene Ontology annotation, molecular function: signaling receptor activity. Bases 813 to 1877 code for a protein of 354 amino acids.
UAUAUUUAUUUACACAUGCACAAGGAUAAAUACACACACACACACACACACACACACACACACACACACACACACACCACUAGUCCAAUACUACUCUCUUAGGGCAUGGCUCUAGGGUACAAACCAGAUUUCAAAAUGCCUUCUUCCAGCACAACCUGCAAAUAGAAAGAAGCAAAAAUCCUAAGUUUACAGCAUUUGCAGUUUUACAAGCCAAUGCCAAGGUGUCACCACAUCCAGAGACCAAGAGACUAGGUGCAUUCUCACCCCUACACCCUUCUCCCUCACCUCUACAGCCCGCCUUGCUUCCUGCUGGGUGCUAUCUCUGUGAGUGUAAGUACUAUUCAGACUGGAUCUGUGUCUGUUUGUUUGCCAGAAUAAACUAGAUCAUAAGUGGCAAAAUCAGAGAGUGUUAAAUUAAUGGCCCAAUUUUCACCAAAAUCACUGGCAGCAAGCCUAGUCCAUGUAAACAUGAGGAUUUUUAGGACACAGACAAACAAGGACACACAGAGCUGUUGCAUUUAUGUAAGCGAUGCCUUCCUGAAUAGCUCAUGGGAUCUAGACGGCUGCAGUCAGAGUCCAGUUCUCUCUAACAUGGUGCCUGUGGAUAUUUUUAAUGUUGCUCACUUUCCAAGCUAGAGGCUGAGUUCUGGCAGGCAUCUCUGAGGCCCUCAGGACUGUGAGGGGCCACGUUUAAGCAUCUCUGGGGACUUGGGGACCUAGUGUGUGGACCAGCUGGAAACCCUGUUCUGGGUAAAGUGCUGGAGGCAGCGAACAGGCCUGCUCAUUUUUUAGUCUGCGCUCUCCGGUGCAGUAUGGCAGGAAGGCAAGCUCUUGACUCUCAGGGCCUCAGCUUUCCUGCCUGCAGAAUGGGCUGUUCCCUGGGGACGAGAAAGGCUCAAGUCCUGUGGCAGAAUCAUGGAUUUCUUGGCCCCAACUCCAGAGGAGAACUGCUCUGCAUGGCCCCUCCAUGCUGCUUGGAGGACCUCAGGAGAGUGAGCAGGCCCAGCUCCAGCGCUACCAUGACAAAGGAUUAUCAAGACUUCCAGCACCUGGACAAUGAGGAGAAUGACCAUCAUCAACUCCGGAGAGGGCCAACUCCCACCCCAUCGCUCUUGCAUCGCCUCUGCUCUGGAUCCCGCCUCCUCCUGGUGUCCGUGGGCCUCAGCCUCCUGUUGCUGGUGGUUGUCUGUGUGAUCGCAUCCCAAAACUCCCAACUGCGGGGCGAUCUGCUGUCUCUAAAGCAGAAUUUCAGCAACUUCUCUGUGACCACUGAGGACCAGGUCAAGGCCCUGAGCACCCAGGGGGGUAGUGUGGGAAGAAAGAUGAAGCUACUGGAGUCACAGCUGGAGAAACAUCAGCAGGAUCUGAGUGAAGAUCACUCCAGCUUGAUGCUGCAUGUGAAGCAGUUGGUGUCUGACCUGCGAAGUCUGAGCUGUCAGAUGGCUGCCCUUCAGGGCAACGGCUCUGAAAGGACCUGUUGCCCCAUCAACUGGGUGGAGUAUGAAGGCAGCUGCUACUGGUUCUCCAGCUCUUCGAGGUCCUGGAUUGACGCUGACAAGUAUUGCCAGCUCGAGAAUGCCCACCUGGUGGUGGUGACCUCCUGGGACGAGCAGAGAUUUGUCCAGCGCCACAUGGGACCCAUAAACACUUGGAUUGGCCUGACUGACCAGAACGGGCCCUGGAAAUGGGUGGACGGGACCAACUAUGAGGCAAGCUUCAAGAACUGGAGACCAGAGCAGCCAGAUAACUGGUAUGGGCAUGGGCUUGGAGGAGGCGAGGACUGUGCCCACUUCACCGCUGAUGGCCGCUGGAAUGAUGAUGUCUGCAGGAGGCCCUACCGCUGGGUCUGCGAGACAGAGCUGGACAAGACCCGUUAGGAGCCUCCCUCCCCUUAAUUUAUUUCUUUAGUGCCUCGAGCUGCUGAGGUUGGGAAUUGGGAGAUCCUGCCUAGGGGUCUCUGCAUCCUUGGGAAUUUUCGUCUAGGGUUUUAAGGGCAGGGUAAAGAACGGUGUUUGAGGAAGGUGACAUGGUGCCUGGUGAGGUGGGCUUAUUGGAAUGCUGUGACGCUUUGUGUGCCAUGCAGUUUACUGCUGCCAACUUUUUUUUUGGAGUAAAAAGAAGAGAAGUAUACUUAACUGUC